CGCGCCGAGCGGAGACGCGCAGUGUCCCUGUGCGUUCAGAGGAGGAAUCAGCUGCCGGCCGGAGAGGAGCGACGAGGAGGAGCGGAGGAAGAGACAGCAGAGCUACAAGACAAGCGACCAUUCCUUCACUGCCUGUCCUUUCACUGCUACGGCCACCUGCAGAAAACGGUCCUUUACUGCAGAUCUUUUUUUUUUCUCCGUAAGAUCGAAGGUCCCCAAUAUGAGUCGGAUCUAACACCUCUGGAGAGAAAGCGGAAUAGCAGACUCCCCUGGUGGAUGUGGACACCUAAACUGUGGACAUGGAAAAGAUACUGAAUUUAUCCGUUUCAGUUCUCCUGGUUUUAUGGGGAUGCGCUCUUGGAGGCUCACCCAGUGUGCAGAUUGGGGGACUUUUUCCAAGGGGCGCAGAUCAAGAGUACAGCGCAUUUCGGAUAGGAAUGGUUCAGUUUGGCACCUCGGAAUUCAGACUGACGCCUCACAUUGACAAUCUGGAAGUGGCGAACAGCUUUGCUGUUACCAAUUGCUUCUGUUCGCAGUUCUCGAGAGGAGUGUACGCCAUUUUCGGAUUCUACGACAAGAAGUCUGUAAACACCAUCACAUCGUUUUGUGGGACGCUGCAUGUCUCCUUCAUAACGCCCAGCUUCCCUCUGGAUGGAAAUCAGCAGUUCAUUAUCCAGAUGCGACCUGAUAUUAAGGGACCCCUGCUCAGCCUCAUUGAGUACUACAAGUGGGACAAGUUUGCCUAUCUGUACGACAGCGACCGAGGCCUAACAACGCUGCAGGUUGUUCUGGAUACAGCAGCGGAAAAGAAGUGGCAGGUGACAGCCAUCAACGUGGGGAACCUGAAGGAUGAGAGGAAGGACGAGGCCUACCGUUCACUCUUUCAAGAUCUGGAGAACAAGAAGGAGAGGAGGGUGAUCCUGGACUGUGAACAGGACAAAGUGAAAGACAUCAUGGAGCAGGUCAUCACGAUUGGCAGACAUGUUAAAGGCUACCACUACAUUAUAGCCAAUCUGGGCUUCAUUGAUGGGGACCUGUCCAAAAUUCAGUAUGGAGGAGCCAACGUUUCAGGCUUUCAGAUUGUUGAUUUUGAUGAUCCUUUGGUAUCUAAAUUUGACCAGCGAUGGGAGGCCCUGGAAGAAAAGGAAUAUCCAGGCGCUGACAGCAAAAUAAGGUACACAUCAGCGCUGACCUACGACGCUGUACAGGUGAUGACCGAAGCCUUCAGGUACCUGCACAAACAGCGAAUUGACUUCACCAGGAGGGCCAACAAUGGCGACUGCCUGGCCAACCCCGCCGUGCCGUGGGCUCAGGGGGUGGAGAUCGAGCGGGCACUGAAACAGGUGCGAGUGGAAGGCUUGACGGGAAACAUCCAGUUUGAUCAACAUGGCAAGCGAGUCAAUUACUCAGUAAAUAUAAUGGAACUAAAGAGUAACGGACCUGUCAAGAUUGGCUACUGGAAUGAAGUAGACAAAAUGGCUGUUACCAAAUCGGAUGUCUUUUCAAACGACACAACAGGAAUGGAAAACAAAACAGUUAUCGUCACCACUAUCUUGGAAGCACCGUAUGUAAUGCUGAAAAAGAACGCCGACCUUUUUGUUGACAACGAACGCUACGAGGGUUACUGCGUAGAUCUGGCUGCAGAGAUAGCAAAGCACUGUGGCUUCAAAUAUCAGCUGAAAAUAGUCGGGGAUGGCAAGUAUGGAGCCAGAGAUGCAGAGACCAAAAUCUGGAAUGGGAUGGUUGGAGAGUUAGUGUACGGGAAAGCCGACAUCGCAGUGGCUCCGUUGACGAUCACACUGGUGCGAGAAGAGGUGAUCGACUUCUCCAAACCCUUCAUGUCUCUGGGAAUCUCCAUCAUGAUCAAGAAGCCUCAGAAAUCCAAGCCUGGAGUCUUCUCCUUCCUGGAUCCGCUGGCUUACGAGAUCUGGAUGUGCAUUGUUUUCGCCUACAUCGGCGUCAGCGUUGUGCUGUUCCUCGUCAGCCGCUUCAGCCCUUAUGAAUGGCACACUGAGGAAUAUGAGGAUGGCCAGAUCCAGACCAAUGAGUCGACUAACGAGUUUGGCAUAUUCAACAGCCUGUGGUUCUCCCUCGGAGCCUUCAUGCGACAGGGCUGUGACAUCUCACCUAGAUCUCUGUCUGGGCGGAUUGUUGGUGGCGUGUGGUGGUUCUUCACUCUAAUCAUCAUCUCCUCCUACACGGCUAACCUGGCUGCCUUCCUGACUGUCGAGAGAAUGGUGUCCCCCAUUGAAAGUGCAGAGGACCUGGCUAAGCAGACUGAGAUAGCUUAUGGGACUCUGGACUCUGGCUCCACUAAAGAGUUUUUUAGGCGCUCAAAGAUUGCCCUCUUUGACAAAAUGUGGCAAUACAUGCGCAGUGCGGAGCCCUCUGUGUUUGUGAAAACCACAGCCGAGGGGGUUCUGAGAGUUCGAAAGUCCAAGGGGAAGUAUGCCUACCUGCUGGAGUCCACCAUGAACGAGUACAUCGAGCAGCGAAAGCCCUGCGACACCAUGAAGGUGGGAGGCAACCUGGAUUCGAAAGGCUACGGGAUCGCCACGCCGAAAGGAUCCUCAUUAAGAAAUGCGGUUAACCUCGCAGUACUAAAACUGAAUGAGCAAGGCCUGUUGGACAAAUUGAAAAACAAAUGGUGGUACGACAAAGGAGAGUGCGGCAGCGGGGGAGGUGAUUCCAAGGAGAAGACGAGCGCCCUCAGCCUGAGCAACGUGGCUGGGGUCUUCUACAUUCUGGUCGGAGGACUCGGUUUGGCCAUGCUGGUGGCCUUGAUUGAGUUCUGUUACAAGUCCCGAGCCGAGGCGAAACGAAUGAAGGUGGCAAAGAAUGCACAGAAUAUUAACCCAACUUCCUCGCAGAAUUCACAGAAUUUUGCAACUUAUAAGGAAGGUUACAACGUAUAUGGGAUCGAAAGUGUAAAAAUUUAGGGGGGAGUACUGGGGAGAAUGGUCGGGUGAUGACUCCAGAGUUUCCUAAAGCUGUCCACGCUGUCCCGUACGUGAGACCUGACAUGGGACUAAACGUCAGCCUGACAGAUCUGUCCUGAUCAACGAGAAACUUCUGAGUGCCUUACAAUGGUUUCAAUAGAGCGAUUUUUUUGUUUUUUUGUUGUUGUCCUUCCCACCCUGCUCCUGUUCUGGCGCUUUUCUUUUUGUCUGUGUGGUGAAAAAGGAAAGGUAGGAGAUGGAGGCUUCAUUUUGUCUAUCACAAAGACUUGUAUUGUUGCUCUCUGUCUCUAUUUCUCACCAUAUAAAAUGCCUCCCAUUCUGGAAGGAAUUCCAUUUUGGAAUAUAAAAGGGUGGCUCUGUUUUUUUUUCUUUUUCUAAAAUGGUGACACCAUGCUUUCCUAUCUAUCUGUCAGAACUGGACUGAGAUGGAAGCGAGGGCUUGAUUGACGGCAACAGCUGCUUCUUGUAGUCGGAGAUUCAGUCAUCUCAACUGUGUGUGUGUGAGGAGUGUGAGGGGAAGAUGUUGUCAAAAACACACCGUUUCCGUAGCCACCACCACCGCCAAACAGGAUUUUCAAGCACACUUGAUAUCAUCUGCAUUAAGAUGUGAAAUUGUCUUUUUUUUCUAAGAAAAUCUGCAAAAAAAAACUGUUUAUUGAAAAAAAAAUAUUUUUAUGUAUUUUCACGAAAUAGCUUUUAAAUAAACUUGCUUACAUACUGGUUGGAUAUAAACAUCUUAAUGUGUGAAUAUAAAGAAAGAAAAAAUACUAAACAGCUUCUAGUUCCAUAUUUUUAAAGCCAAAUACAUUGCAUAUGGGGGUGAGAUGUUGAAAUCAUGUAAUUAAUUCCUAUUCUAAACUUUCCUGUAUAUUUUAUUCUUUAACAUUUGGUGUUGAUAUGGAAUAUAUGUCAAUGCUUGACAUUUGGAAUCAAUCCUUCUAUGUUUUUCUUGUUAGAGUCGGUGCAGCAAUUUUGCUUUACACUUUUGUCUCUUCGUUUGCUUCAGUGCUUUUGCUGUUUGUAUUUUUUCUGAUGAGGACCAGGGUCGUCGUUCUACUUUUCAAGAGGAAAUUAAUCUGUUUACAUGCCAUGAAUGGAAAACAAUAAACAAAAAAAUAGUAUGGUAUGGUAUUACUGCAUCACAUCUUGAAGUGACAUCAAAAAGAGGCAUCCACAUCCACAUGGUUUACGUGAUGGUUUCAAAUGCCAAAUAAGUAAGAGUGCCAAAUUCUAGUGCCAGUAGAUAUAAAUAUAGUCUUAAUAUACUCACUCACUGUCAUCUCAGUGAAUGUAAAUGAUUCUGAUACAUUCUGUAACUUUUGUAACUAGAUGUACAGUUGGUGGCAAUGACAGUGCUAAUACAAUAGCCUUUUCGCUUUGUUUUCCAGUCUCCAUGUAUUUUGCAUUGAUCUGACAAUGAAGUAGCACCAGUUGCAUGUUGUUGCCGCAAAUACUACAUAAGUUUAUUUCAUUACUGCCAAACAUUCAUUUUCAUUUUAUUGUUGAAGUUGUGAGGUUAACUGUUUGAAAUUGGAAAUACAAUGUAAGACAUAUAUACAAUAUAUACAUAUAAACAUAUAUUUUAUAUAAAAAGUGAAAACAUGAAAAAUGAUAUCCCCUUGUCAGAACUACUUUGCUUCCAUUAAAUACUGCAUUUGAUUACUUCUUCUGAAACAUUUUUUUUUUAGUUAUGCAGUCACACAGUACAAUACUUACAGAAAUUACACAGACAAGCACUUCUAAUUGUACUUCAUGUUUUAUUUUGUCUUUUUUUUCCCCCUUUGAAAUCAACCUACGAAGAGCCCUCCACUGCAUCCAGCAGGGAGAUAAACUAUACUAUUAUCACUGUUGUUUUUUGUAAUCAACUAUAGAAACAUAUACCGUAGUUGCUAAUCAAUUUCAUUGCAUAUUCAGACUAUUCCACUGACAUUUUGGAUAUGGAAUGUGUGCUAACUUGUUUAUUUUUUGGGACUCUUUCUAAAUAAAAGUGGCUGAUCUCUUGUUA
Messenger RNA from Amphiprion ocellaris (clown anemonefish), 4965 nucleotides. RefSeq names its product glutamate receptor, ionotropic, AMPA 2b (gene gria2b). Lineage: Eukaryota; Metazoa; Chordata; Actinopteri; Pomacentridae. Gene Ontology annotation, biological process: synaptic transmission, glutamatergic; modulation of chemical synaptic transmission; monoatomic ion transport. The transcript is spliced from 16 exons. Gene Ontology annotation, cellular component: AMPA glutamate receptor complex; dendritic spine; postsynaptic membrane. The coding region runs from base 300 to 2939 and encodes 879 amino acids. Gene Ontology annotation, molecular function: transmitter-gated monoatomic ion channel activity involved in regulation of postsynaptic membrane potential; AMPA glutamate receptor activity. The record is from RefSeq and is a predicted model, not a curated record.